Molecule: messenger RNA, 750 nt
Organism: Penicillium verhagenii
Lineage: Eukaryota; Fungi; Ascomycota; Eurotiomycetes; Eurotiales; Aspergillaceae
Product: spherulation-specific family 4 protein
Exons: 3
Coding region: 1-750 (249 amino acids)
Source: RefSeq, a predicted model, not a curated record
AUGGCGACUCUGCCCAAAUCGACGGUCGUGGUGCCGUUGUAUAUCUAUCCAUUGGACUCUGAAACUUGGGCUCCACUCUAUGCAGCCAUCGAGGCCAACCCAAACCUUGACUUUCUAGUCAUUGUGAACCCAAACAGUGGCCCAGGCGAAGGCGCUCUCCCCGACGACAAUUACUCGCGAGAAGUUCCUCGGUUGAAUGGGUACCCCAACGUGUACACCGUAGGCUACAUUCGAAUCGACUACUGCAACAAGCCCCACUCGACAACCUAUGCGGAGAUCGAACAGUACGCGAGCUGGUCAGCCGAUUAUGAAACUACCGGGCUGGGAGUGCGAGGGAUCUUUGUCGACGAGACUCCCAACCAUUAUACGGCCGAUCGAGCCGAUUAUCUGAGAGAACUAACCGAGUUUAUCAAGAAGACUCCGGGUAUUCUUGCCGAUCGAUUUGUGGUCCACAAUCCCGGCACCCCACCAGACGUGGUGAUUAGUGAAUCCGCCGAUAUGUUUUUUAUCAGUGAGGAGCCCUACCCGCGCUACCGAUCGGACGAGGUCCAGAAGUGGCUGGGGCGAUUCAAGUACGAACGAAUUCGCUCCGGUGUCAUGAUCAACGAGGUUCCAUUGGAUGAUCUGGAAAAUCUGGUCCAUGAGCUGCGCCACAAGGCUGCCUACAUCUUCGUGACUGAAAUCUCUGGUGAUUUUUAUGAGCGCUUUGGUCCCCACAGUUGGAAUGCCCUUAUGCAGGCUCUGCAGUAA